Molecule: messenger RNA, 867 nt
Organism: Schizosaccharomyces osmophilus
Lineage: Eukaryota; Fungi; Ascomycota; Schizosaccharomycetes; Schizosaccharomycetales; Schizosaccharomycetaceae
Gene: imp4
Product: U3 snoRNP-associated protein Imp4
Exons: 1
Coding region: 1-867 (288 amino acids)
Biological process (GO): rRNA processing
Cellular component (GO): Mpp10 complex; small-subunit processome; nucleolus
Molecular function (GO): rRNA primary transcript binding; snoRNA binding
Source: RefSeq, a predicted model, not a curated record
AUGCUUCGUCGUGCAGCAAGAGAAAGGCGUCAGUUUAUUUAUAAAAGAAAUAAAGAUCUUCAAGAAGCCAAGUUGAAUGAAAAAAGACGCUCAUUGAGACAUGCUAUAGAUAACAACAAGGAACUCAAUAAGGAUCUUCAACAAGACACUCAAUUGCAGAAAGAUUACCAAUACGAUGAAAGCAAAGCAGCUCAGGAUGAAGAAUUAGGAAUUGACGAUGAAUAUUACAGUCUGGGUGAACGGGAACCAAGAGUCUUGGUCACCACAAGUCGUGACCCGUCGUCGCGUCUGGCCCAAUUCGCCAAGGAAAUGCGUCUGUUGAUUCCCAAUUCAUUCCGUUUAAAUCGUGGUAAUAUUGUUGUAGGGAGUUUGGUGGAGGCUGCUCGUGCCAACGACAUCACUGACAUUGUCCUUUUGCAUGAACAUCGAGGUAUCCCAGACAGCAUGGUCAUCUCACAUCUUCCUUAUGGUCCUACCGUUUCUUUCUCUCUUCAUAAUGUCGUUCUUCGCCACGACAUCCCCAAUACGGGUACAAUGUCUGAAGCUUAUCCUCAUUUAAUCCUUGAAAACUUAACCUCAAAGCUGGGCGAACGUGUCAAAAAGGUUUUGUCCUCUCUAUUUCCCCCGGAUCCUAAAGAAACUUCGCCAAGAGUCGUUACUUUUUCCAAUUCCGACGACUAUAUUAGUUUCCGCCAUCACUUGUACGCGAAGACCGGCCCGAAACAAGUAAUUCUUUCAGAGGCAGGUCCCCGUUUUGAGAUGCGCUUGUACGAAAUUCGAUUGGGUACUUUGGACAUGCUCGAGGCCGAUGUUGAAUGGAGACUCAAGCCUUAUCAACGCCAUAAGCGUCAAGUUUUAGCCGAGUAA